Messenger RNA from Papaver somniferum (opium poppy), 712 nucleotides. Its product is annotated as 15.7 kDa heat shock protein, peroxisomal-like. The record is from RefSeq and is a predicted model, not a curated record. The transcript is spliced from 2 exons. Lineage: Eukaryota; Viridiplantae; Streptophyta; Magnoliopsida; Ranunculales; Papaveraceae. Gene Ontology annotation, biological process: response to heat; protein complex oligomerization; response to hydrogen peroxide. Bases 157 to 615 code for a protein of 152 amino acids.
UCCAGAGAUUGUUCCAUGAUGAAGUCCCCUAGAAAUAUCCAAGGCUUUUCUAACCUUAUUUAUUGAUUAUUGAUCAAGGAUUCAAAGUAGAGAAGUAGUAUAACUAUAACCCAAAACCUCUAUUGUCAAUACCAACUAGAAACUCUAUUGUCUAGCAUGGCUAUUUUCACUGUAGACCCAUUCAGGAGAUUCUUGUUGAGAGGUCCAAUCUUUCAAGAAUUCUCUGCAGGUUCAACAAUUGCCCCAUUGGAUUGGGUUGAAACACCUAAUACUCAUAUAUACAAGAUUAAUGUUCCAGGGUUUGGUAAAGAAGAUAUAAAAGUUCAGAUUGAAGAUGGAAACAUUAUGCAGAUUAAGGGAGAAGGUAAAAAGAAAGAGGAUUCCACUACAGAAGCUUACAAAGAUGCUAUUUAUCAUGUGGCAGAAAGAGGUCUGAUGACAACAAUGAAAGGAGCAGAUUUUUCUAGGACAAUAGAUUUGCCUGAGGAUGUUAAAAUUGAUCAGAUAAAGGCUGUUGUUGAGAAUGGGGUUCUUACAAUUGUUGUGCCUAAAGAUUUGAAUCCCAAGUCAUCAUCUUCUAAAGUUAAGAACAUAAACAUCUCUAGCAAACUUUGAAAAUGUACGACUAGUGUAGAUCUAGAGUCUGGAGACGACUGAAGAAUUGUAAUCAGUAAAGCUAUGAUAAAGAUCUUUUUUCUUUUGAAUUUUUUUA